This is a messenger RNA of Salarias fasciatus (jewelled blenny), 4460 nucleotides long. RefSeq names its product microtubule associated monooxygenase, calponin and LIM domain containing 2a (gene mical2a). The coding region runs from base 233 to 3556 and encodes 1107 amino acids. The transcript has 22 exons. Lineage: Eukaryota; Metazoa; Chordata; Actinopteri; Blenniiformes; Blenniidae. The record is from RefSeq and is a predicted model, not a curated record. Gene Ontology annotation, molecular function: FAD binding; protein binding.
UCUCCCUCUCCGGAGCACCGCCCUCCUCCACCGGACUGCUCCACACCGAGCAGGACGCUCUCCACACCGCAGAGAAGCUCCCUGAGUCACCGGAGACACUGGAGGAAAACAACAGGACUUAAAGCUGGGAAAUGAGACUGGGCAUGACGGAGCGGGCCACGCUGAGGGUGUAGCCACAUCUGGCAGAGAGCGCAGAGGUCCGUACGCCACGCUGUCCGCGGCAGCGGGGAAGAUGGGAGAGGCGGAGGAGGAGAGAGACAAUGCGGGGAAGCUGUUUGAGAACUUCAUGCAGGCGUCGACCUGUAAAGGAACGCUGCAGGCGUUCAACGUGCUCUGCAGGUGUCUGGACCUGGACCCCGCAGACCACCACAGCUUCUACAGCAGCCUGAAGGAGAGGCUCACCUCCUGGAAGGCCAAGGCACUCUGGAGCAAGCUGGACAAGAGGAUGUCGAAUAAGGAGUACAAGAAGGGCCAGGCCUGUGUGGGCACCAAGUGCCUCAUCAUCGGAGGAGGCCCCUGCGGCCUGCGGACCGCCAUCGAGCUCGCCUUGAUGGGGGCGAAGGUGGUGGUGAUUGAGAAGAGGGACUCCUUUUCUAGAAACAACGUGCUCCAUCUGUGGCCCUACACCAUCCACGACCUGCGGAGCCUCGGCGCCAAAAAGUUCUACGGGAAGUUCUGUGCUGGAGCCAUCGACCACAUCAGCAUCCAGCAGCUGCAGCUGAUCCUGCUGAAAGUGGCCCUGAUUGUUGCAGUGGAGUUUCACAUCAAUGUGGAGUUUGUGAACUUGUUGGAACCGCCGGAGGAUCAAGAGAAUGAAGGACUUGGGUGGAGAGCUGCAAUCCGACCUGCCGAUCACCCCGUGGCUAACUUUGAGUUCGACGUGGUGGUGGGGGCCGACGGUCGCAGGAACACACUGGAAGGUUUCAGGAGGAAGGAGUUCAGAGGGAAGCUGGCCAUCGCCAUCACGGCCAACUUCAUCAACAGGAACACGACGGCAGAGGCCAAAGUCGAGGAGAUCAGUGGAGUGGCCUUCAUCUUCAACCAGAAGUUCUUUCUUGACCUCAAAGAAGAGAUGGGUAUCGAUCUGGAAAAUAUUGUGUACUACAAGGACAACACACAUUACUUUGUCAUGACUGCCAAGAAACAAAGUCUGCUCGACAAGGGAGUCGUCAUUAAUGAUUACGUCGACACCCAGAUGCUGCUGAGCAGCGAGAACGUCAAUCAGGAAGCUCUCCUGUGCUACGCCCGGGAGGCUGCCGACUUCGGCACCAAUUACCAGCUCCCCACGCUGGAUUUUGCCAUUAACCACUGCGGCCAGCCGGACGUAGCCAUGUUUGACUUCACCAGCAUGCACGCCUCUGAGAACGCCGCCCUAGUCAGGGAGAGGUUUGGACACCAGCUGCUGGUGGCGCUGGUCGGCGACAGUCUGCUGGAGCCCUUCUGGCCGAUGGGGACGGGUUGCGCCCGGGGCUUCCUGGCGGCCUUCGACACGGCCUGGAUGGUGAAGAGCUGGGCUCAGGGCCGGACGGCUCUUGAAGUGCUCGCAGAAAGGGAGAGUAUUUACCGGCUGCUGCCACAGACGACACCUGAAAACAUCGCCAAAAACUUUGAACAGUACACGAUCGAUCCCGGGACUCGGUACCCAAACCUCAACUCCUCCUGUGUUCGACCUCACCAGGUGCGCCACCUGUACAUCAGUGGAGAGCUUCAGCCCUCCUCUCUGGAACGUGCUGCUUCCAUCCGACGGCCGGUUAAUCUCUCCAGACGAGAGUCGGAGAUCAGACCGGCGAGGCUCCUCACCUGGUGCCAGAAGCAGACGGAGGGCUACAGGAAUGUGACCAUCACAGACCUCACGUCAUCCUGGAAGAGCGGCAUCGCCCUCUGUGCCCUCAUCCACCGGUUCAAGCCCCAGCUGAUAGAUUUCGACUCCUUAAAUGAGGAGGACCGUGUCGCGAACCUCCAGCUGGCCUUCGACGUCAGCGAGCAGGAGUUCGGGAUCAAACCGUUCACUUCGGCGGAGGAUCUGAUCGGCGAGGAGGAGCUGGAUAAGACCCGGAUGAUCGCCUACCUGUCCAAGUUCUAUGAACUCUUCCGUGGAACUCCUCUCCCUGCAUCAGGUUCCAGAGGAGUGGAUGAAAACAAUGAAGAUUAUCCUUCUAAGGAAGUCAGAAGUAAUAAUAAUGUGCUCAAUCUUGCACUGCCCAGGAAAAGAGUGCCAAAGGAUGAUAAGAAAUCAGACGGUACAGACCCAAUAUUCAAAAGGAGGCGGCACUUCUGCUAUCUGGAGGAGGCCACCAAUCUGUCCAGCAACGGCCCCCCGGUACGAGACGGUCCUGAUCCUAAGGAGAAUAAAGUUCGCUCCAUGGCCACUCAGCUGCUGGCCAAGUUUGAAGGCACACCCAACCACACCGUUCGCAAAACACAGUCAGACUGUGAGGAGUCACUGCUGUUCCACACGUUCGGCCUGACUGAGAGUCUGCCGGUUAAACUGGGGCCCCCGGUCCCACCCAAACCUCCUCCUGUGACGCAGUUUGAAGUCAGUAUCAGAAAAGCAGCGGCGCAGUUAGUCCGCCCGCCUCCAAAGACCCUGCCCAAGCCUGGGCUCCGGCCCGAGGCCCAGCAGCCGUUUCCUCUAGUGAAGCUCAGACACGUUGAUCCCACGCUCGCUGAGACGACGCCCCCGCCUCAGCCUCAGAGCGCAGACCCUCCCACUGCUCCUCCUUCUUACCAGUCCGCAAUCAGUGUCAUGUCAAGAAUCCUGCAUCGCCUCAGGGAGGUGGACGAACACGUCUCUGAGAAAAAAGCUCAGACACAACAGGUUAGAGAGUUUCAGUCAAAGAGCAUAAAGGAGAAAGCGGUGCACCUUAGGGGCCUGUUCUCAGCAGACAGCGACGCUGUGCUCAAGGGCGGCUCCGUGCGGCGGACGUUCUCCCAGUCAGGUGACAAGUGCCAUUCAUGCGAGAAGCGCGUUUACAUGGUGGAGAGGGUCUGCGCCGAGGGGCUCUUCUUCCACAGGGAGUGUUUCCGCUGUUCCACCUGCGGCUCUGCUCUCCGGCAGGGAGCGCACGCCUUCCACUCUGAAGAGGGGAAACUAUACUGCAAGCUUCACUUUGAUCAACGCAACAAUGGAACCAACCAGCGGAGGAGUUUGUCUCUGCGCUCAACCAGCUUUGGAGUUCAGGGGCGAUGUGCUGCUGACGAAGACGGCUCUCCAUCCGGCGGCGCCGCAGACCUGCAGAGUCAGCCGGCUGCAGGUACGGCCCGCUUCAGCGCAUUCAUAAAGAAACAGCUGAGCUGGCCCCUGCGUGCGACCCUCGCCGUGUGUAACUUGCCGUGGUAUCUGUCUCGUCGCGCACGCGGCGCCGUGCGGGCUCUGGGCGGCCACCUGAGGGACAACGCCCAGGACUACGCGCUGCUGUACGAGCUGCUGAGCAUGAGCUUGCCCCUGCUGUUUGUUCUACAAGAGGUGCUGCUCCAGAUGUGUGCGGAGGCCGUCCCCGACGGGCCCAGCUCCUUUCAGCCUCUGCUGCAGUGGCUGCAGGAGCAAGUCGGGUAGACGCCAACGCUAACCUCAAACGCCGCUCCAGAGCCGCCGGACGAGCGGCCGUGGCGCAUACCAGCUGGAUCGUUUUCAUUGUUUGAGCAAAAGUGCAGAAGCACCUUUGUAAUGUUUACUUCCUUCUCUGAUGACACUGUGGGUUGAGUUGCUAGUUCCUUGGUUGCGUUCACGCACCAGUUGAAACAGACACACUGUAAGUUGUUUAUGCAGAGCUUAGCGGUUUACAUUGGAGGAUUCAUCAGAAAAUUACAGCUGCAACAGCAGAGUGUUGCUGCGGCCUUUGACAGGGGAACAGUGCAGUACUAAUUAAUACGAGUGAAGAACCUGAAACUAGUCGACGUUCAAACAAAAUGUACCUCAGUAAGUGCAUUGAAGACUUUAAACUGCUGAAGUUUCUAAUAAACAUCGCUGUGGAGCGGAAGUUUUCACAGCGUGACUUAGGACAUUUUUCACGCAGUUGAUUUCUGAACUCGGGUUAUGACUGAUUAACUUGAUGCACUUUAUCACUGAGAACUGCCCUGUUGAUGCAGCAGUAAACUGUCACAUCCUGGUCUCAGGUUAGCAGUGACCACAAAACAGGUUUUCCUCUGAUGAUGCAUGUGUGCAGAUGUGCCAGAUGUUUUUUUUUUUUUUUCUAAUGUAAGCAUGUGUGUGUUUUACUGGCAACAACUUUUGUUUAUUCAAAAGAGGUUUUAUAUAUUUUUCAUUGAUUUUUUUUUUUUUUUUUUAACUGAAUAUCACCAAAGAAUCUCUGAAACUGUGGACUCUCAUCAGUACUGUGGAGUAUUUUGUUCUUUGCUGCCAUCUACUGUUGACUUGGGAAACAAAAACAAAAAAAAAAAACAUGAAGGGACAUUGAGCAACCCCACCUUUUCAUCUUCAAUCUUUCAGUUAUACACAA